AUGGACGUAGAUAAUGUAAAAUUACAUGUGCACUCCUUUAAAUAUAUGGGAUCUAUAUUGGAACCUAACGGCAGAAAUGAAAUAGAAAUUUCUGCAAGGAUAGGAAAGGUAAACAACUUGUACUAUGCGAUGAGUGAAGGUUUUAUCAAUAAAAAAGAUGUCGACGAAAACAAAAAUGACAGUGUAUAA
This is a messenger RNA of Acanthoscelides obtectus, 189 nucleotides long. The record is from the annotation of a GenBank genome assembly. Lineage: Eukaryota; Metazoa; Arthropoda; Insecta; Coleoptera; Chrysomelidae.